This is a messenger RNA of Entrophospora sp. SA101, 408 nucleotides long. NCBI's taxonomy places the organism in Eukaryota, Fungi, Glomeromycota, Glomeromycetes, Entrophosporales, Entrophosporaceae. The record is from the annotation of a GenBank genome assembly.
AUGAAAUCACAAAUAAGUGCUGCACAAACUGAACAUGAGAGGAUUGGUGUUCUCUUCUCUGAAUAUUUGAAUGAUAUCACAACUCCUCAUGGAAUCAGAGUAAUAAAGACACACAAGAAACUAUUGCAACGACUUUUUGAUUGCUAUACAAAUGGUCAUGAAAGAAUGAAUUCUAUUUGUAGACAAGAGGUCUUUGGAACUGAGAAAAUCAAAAAGAAGGGAAGAAGAGCACUUAACAUUACUAAAACAACAAUGAAGAACAUAAAUGAAAAUAAAAAAGCUGAAAAGAAAACACCUACUCAAUUUUUAGAUAAUUCUUUACAAAUCCAACCAGUUCAAAUUAUUAGAUCAUUUUCUGAAUCAAGUUAUCUACAAACACAAACCCAACCUCAUCUACAUGAACCAUAA